Choloepus didactylus (southern two-toed sloth) is the source of this 4972-nucleotide messenger RNA. It is a transcript of the gene FSD2, whose product is annotated as fibronectin type III and SPRY domain containing 2. The record is from RefSeq and is a predicted model, not a curated record. The coding region runs from base 577 to 2829 and encodes 750 amino acids. NCBI's taxonomy places the organism in Eukaryota, Metazoa, Chordata, Mammalia, Pilosa, Megalonychidae. Gene Ontology annotation, molecular function: protein binding. The transcript has 14 exons.
CAUGUGCCUUCCCAUGUGACAGAGGAACCCUGGGUGCCAUCAGCCUUUCCUCAGAUAAGAGCCUGCAGCAGCCCCCCUGGCCUUGCGGUGACAGUCGGGCCCCAGCCGUCUACACGUGACCAGCCAACUGAGCACCACGUGACCAGCCAUCGGAGCACCACAGUGGAGCCAGAGGUCCCAAAUCCCCACAAUACAAGCAGUGGUAGCUCAGGUCACAGCAUGUGCCCUUUCCUGGUGACACUUGAGCAGAGAGAAGUGGCAAGGCAGCAGUGGUGGCAGGCCUAUAUUUGGGCUUACCCUGGAGGCAGGCCUGUUGCUAUUUGCGGGUUGAGCCAUCUCCUGUUACUGUGAGGUCUUUGCUGCCCCACUUGCGGAAAGCUGGUGUCAGACAGGCAGGGCCCAGGCCUGGGCACACAGAGGUCACCCAAGAAAGGAUGCCUGCUGAACCCGGAUUCCAUUUCUAGCAGCAAUUCAGGGCCUUCCCAUGAAAAAAACAAUUUAUGGACCCUUAAAUUAGCAGCCCCCCUGGACAUUCACUAUUAAUUGUAGAGAAACCCCAGGGUUUCCAGAACCACGAUGGAGGAGGAAGCUGGGGAGGCCCCGCGGCUGGGUGGGCCCACGGCCCCCAAGGACUUGCGGUUUUAUCACAGGGAUCUGUACGACUCCGAAGACAGACUGCGCAUCUUCCCAGAAGACACCCGAAUGCAAAGAGAAGUUGUCCAAGCAGAAAUGUCCAGGAAGCCAGGAGGGGCGGCGAGAGGCACGGCUCAAAGAAACCUUGAGGAGGAAGUGGAUGAACUGGUCCACUUAUAUGGACUUGAAGAUGAUCACGAGCUGGGGGAUGAGUUUGUUGGCGAAAACGCCCUCAGGGCGGGGGUUUCGGAAUACCCUCCUUACGCGCCGAGGAGGAGGGACCCAGCGCGGGAGCAGAGAGACUGGCACCUGGGCGGGGCGCCGGCCGAGGCCGAGGACCUGGGCUUGGCGGGCUGGAGCCCGGCAGCCCCGUGCCAGGACCUGCGCGACGCCUACAGGUACGUCCAGGGGCGCGCCAGCGAGGAGUACGAGUGCUACGUCAUCCCGGAGGAGGAGGACGAGGAGGAGGCUGCCGACGUCUUCUGCGCCACUUGCAGAAAGCCAAUAAGAGCUUUCGAGAAGGUUUUUGGUGAACACAAGGACCACGAGGUGACCCCACUCACUAAAGCACUGGAAAGCGCCAAGGGUGAAAUUCACAAAAACAUGUACAAAUUGGAAAAGCAGAUUAUCGAGAUGGAAAAUUUUGCAAGUCACUUGGAGGAGGUUUUCAUCACCGUGGAGGAGAAUUUUGGAAGACAAGAACAAAACUUUGAGUCACAUUACAAUGAAAUCUUGGAAACACUUGCUCAGAAAUAUGAAGAAAAGAUACAAGCUCUAGGGGAGAAAAAGAAAGAGAAGCUGGAAGCCUUGUAUGGACAGCUGAUCAGCUGUGGAGAAAACCUUGACACCUGUAAAGAGCUGAUGGAAACAAUAGAAGAGAUAUGUCAUGAAGAGAAGGUUGAUUUCAUAAAGGAUGCAGUGGCUAUGGCUGACAGACUUGGAAAGUUCCUGAGAACAAAAACAGAUGUGGAAAUCUCUGCCCAGCCUGACUUUGAAGACCAGACUCUGGACUUCUCUGAUGUGGAACAGCUGAUGGAUUCCAUCCACUCCAUCCCAGCUCCUUCUGCUCCAGUGAUAAAUCCACAGGUCCCCAACUCAGCCACAGGUUCCUCGGUCCGAGUGUGCUGGAGCUUAUAUUCUGAUGACACCGUGGAGAGCUAUCAGCUGUCCUACCGGCCAGUGCGGGAUGGCUCGCCCCGGGAGGACCAAGCAGAGUUUACAGUGACUGUCAAAGAAACAUAUUGCUCAGUGACAAACCUUGUUCCAAACACCCAGUAUGAAUUUUGGGUCACAGCUCAGAACAGGGCUGGCUCCAGCCCCACCAGUGAGUGCGCCGUGUACAUGACAGCACCUUCUCCCCCCAUUAUAAAAAGCAAAGAGAUAAGGAGCUGCGAAGAGGCUGCGCUGAUCUGCUGGGACUCUGGGAACCUGAAUCCCGUGGACUCGUACACGGUGGAGCUGACCCAAGCAGAGACGCCGGAAGCCUCGGGUGUCACUGAGUCUGUUGUGGGUAUCCCGAACUGCGAGUCCCUGGUGCAGCUGCAGCCCAGGCAGAGCUACACAAUCUACGUGCGGGCCCUCAACGUGGGGGGCCCCAGCGCAAGGAGCAAGCCUGCUACUGUCCACACUACAGGCAGCUUCUUUCACCUAAACAAGGACACGUGCCAUCCUUGGCUGACCAUUUCCGAAGAUGGGUUUACCGUUGUACGAAGUGAAAGGAAAGCCCCAGCAAAGGAGCCACUACCCAGCAACUCCUGCUUUACCAGAUGUGUUGCUGUCAUGGGAAAUCUAAUUCCAGUCCGGGGGCGCCAUUACUGGGAGUUUGAGGUGGAUGAGUGUUUGGACUACACGGUUGGUGUGGCCUUUGAAGAUGUCCCUAAACAGGAGGACCUUGGAGCAAACUGCCUCUCCUGGUGCAUGCGGCACACAUUUGCAUCAUUAAGGCAUAAGUACGAGUUUCUGCACAACAGGACAACUCCAGAUAUAAGAAUAACAGUUUCCCCAAAGAAGAUUGGCAUUCUGUUAGACUAUGAAAAUUCAAAAUUGUCGUUUUUCAAUGUGGAUAUUUCUCAGCAUCUCUACACAUUCAGUUGUCAGUUUCACCGAUUUGUGCACCCUUGUUUUUCUUUGGAAAAGCCUGGGUGUCUAAAGAUACAUAAUGGCAUUUCAAUGCCAAAGCAUGUCACUUUCUAUUAGACCAUUCUGAUGCCCAGUUUGCUCUCUCUCUGUUCUGUGCCUACUCCUCUCUCAGCCACUCACACCUCAACUGGCUGAACUUAACAUUCAGGCACCGUGCACCCAGCACAAUGUGUGUCUCUUGGUAUGAUCUGGCAGACUGGUGUGCUGGCAUUCAUUUCACCAGACCUGGAUUCUUACCCUAUGCACUUCCUGUGUGAUUCUAGGUUAGUCAUUACCAGUCCUAACUGUAAAAUGAGGAAUCAGACUAACUGAAUAAUUAAAAAAUGCAUAUGUGUAUAUUAAAAAAUAUUCUCAGCUACUGAAAUAUUUAGUGCAAGGAAGGAAGCAGGAUACCACAGUAAAGGCAGGUUUGAAUUCAGGGUUCUAAUAGGCUUUACAGGUUACUUUACAUAUUCUUCCACAAAACACUGUAACUUGUCAGACAUGUAAGAAGUUCCAACCACAGGAGACAAGUGAGCUGCUCAGGGGGAAUUCUAAUUGGCUCCAGAAUAAAUGAAUAAAAACAACAAGGUUAUAAUAAAAUUUUAUUUGACCAAGCAAAAACAGUAUAAAAUUGGAUUUGACAUUUAAAAUCCACUUAAACAAGGCAGAUGAGUAUCCUCAAACAUCACAAUCACUCAGCAUAAAGAAGCUUUGUUUAAAGAUUUUUCUUAUCUUCUAAAGGAAGGAAAAAUAAAUCCAGAAAGGAAUCAAACUUCUGUGUUUGGGUAAAAUAUUCCAGUUCUUUAAAAUAUCAUGAAUAAUCUGCUGACAUUAAAUUUCAGCAAGCAGCAGGAUUACCUUAAGGCCAUGUUCACCUGCAACCUGCUGAUAAAUCUGUUAAAAAACAAAACAAACAGUUUUUAAAAAUCAGACUGUAGCCACAAACUUGUUUAUAUGAUUAAGGGUUCUUCCCAAAUCCCUUAUGCUGGACAGUUAAAAGAUACCAAAAUCUGUUCUUUUCUUAACUUUACUUGUAUCACUUUAUACCUCUUGAGCAAGACUUAACAUAAGCUUCAGCUUCCCCAUCCUUAACAAAGGGGAAAGAAUAUAUGUAAAACAACUACAGAAUCUUGGUGUAAACUAACUUGAAUUCAGUAAUUCAGAACAUUCAGAAUUUAAGACACCCUCAUUAGAUGGAACUGGAAAGUUGGUUAGAGACUUGGGAUUUCUAGUAAAACUAGUAAAAUUAAAUUUUUUUUAUUUGAAAAAGUAUCUGUUUAAUAACUGACUUCCUGUUGGUUUAAACAAUGAUAUGCAAUCACUUGUACACAUCCAAUAAAAUGUUUCUGCGGCAUGUGCCUGGUCAUCAGUAUAAAGCAGAGCAAAUGCAUGGGCACUGGGGCCUUUUUCUUAAUACUUCUCACCCUCCAAAUUGUGUUAAAAUCAUAACCUUAGAGAUCCAAAGCCUAACUGGAAGCUGCCUGCACUUCCACUGGGAUGUGCUCUCCAUAAAUGAGUCUAUGUUUGUCUCUAUCCAAAAAACCUCCUGGACUCUGUAAAGGCUGCACUGCAGGAGAGGUCCUCUCCUCUAGUUUCCAAAACAAUUUCUACAAUGUCUUAUCACUUUCCUGUCAGUUGGUAGAGUAAGAUUCUCAUGGGUUCACUAUGUCUUUCUCUACUCUUUCUCUUCUAUAAACUUACUAUUCCUAUUUACUACAGUAAGACAAUGGAAGAUGUAUAAUUGCUGUUGGUAGAUAAGUAGGUCUUGAAUAUAUUUUGCAAACAAGACCUGUUCUAUCUACCUUUUCAUCUAGGAGGCUAAAAGUAGAAUCGGCUUGACUUCAAGGACUCUAUAUUCUUAAGUCUCCAGAAAAACAUGACCAAGUCCAGCUUUUGAAGCACUGUCCUCUAGCAUGUCAAGAUAUGCAAGGAAAUAUAAUUUUAUAACUUUCGUAACUUCAAACUUUAAGAGAUUUGAACCCUUAUAUAUACAUGCUUCACUGCAACCAAUGGCUAAUGAAUCUAAACACAAGAUAAGAGUUUGUGAUUUGGAAAGAAGCCCUUGGGCACAGGAACUACCCCCAAGUUAGUCAUUCUUUCAGAGCCUUUAUUAAACAGAUGCUGGUUCUUGUCAAGUACAUCAUGUCCUGCUACUUUACUGCUUGUUUUCUGCUAUUUCCAACCCCCGAAAAAAAAAUUAAAAUCUAUCUCACUGAUU